AUGACAAACGCAGCGCUUAACGAUCAAAUGGAAAGAUUUUGGAAAAUCAAUGAAGGUCCAAUAACUCAUCAUCGAUCAAUUGAGGAACAAAAAUGUGAGAAGAUUUCUGUGGAAACAUGCAAGCGAGCAUCAGAUGUAAGAUUUGAAGUCGAUAUAUUGAUGAGGGAAGAUUGCAAGAAACUGGGUGACUCUCGGAUCAAUGCGGAGAAACGGUUGCUGGCCAUGGAAAGACGGUUCGCCAAGGAUCCAACGAUGAAAGAAAGAUAUCAUCAAAAUUUGGAAGAUUUUCUUGAACAAGGUCACAUGACUCUGCAUUCGGAUCAAACGCCAACUGGAAAAAAUUAUUUGCCGCAUCAUGCCGUGCUGAAGGAGUCAAGCACUACGACCAAACUAAGGGUAGUUUGGGAUGCAUCAUGUAAAAUUUCAACGGGAAUUUCUCUCAACGAUUGCCUGAUGACUGGACCGGUUGUGCAGCAGGAACUCUUCUUGAUCAUCAUCCGUUUCCGGCAGCAUCGUUUCGUGAUGACGGGCGAUAUCGUCAAAAUGUAUCGCCAAAUAUGGUUCAAACCGGAGCAACGAGACUUGCAAUGCAUUUUGUGGAGGAAGGAUCCAAAUCAAGCAAUGAUGACUUAUCAACUCAAGACAGUGACUUUUGGAGUCACUUCCUCACCCUAUCUUGCCACGCGGUGUUUAGUGCAACUCGCUGAGCAAUGCAAGGAAUCACAUCCAGGUGCAUCACAGGUGAUCAGGAAUGAUUUUUACGUUGAUGAUGUGAUGACAGGCGCCGAUACCGAAACGGAAAUCAACACCAUUACUGAAGAGGUCACCACGAUCUUACAAGGGGCGGGUUUCGAACUGCAAAAAAUCCACACCAAUAAGAUUAAGCACGACGAUGACGUCGAAGGACUCGACAUCACAGAGAUCAAAACCCUCGGUCUCAGAUGGCAGCCAGGCAUGGACGUCCUGAGAUAUCAAUCAUCGUAUGAAUUGGAAAAAGGAGUACUAACAAAAAGAGUGAUUUUGUCUGCCAUAGCACAGGUCUUCGAUCCAUUGGGAUUAAUUGGCCCAUUCGUCAUGAGAUCCAAGCUUCUUCUCCAACAUCUAUGGAAACUCAAGAUUGGUUGGGACGCACCGGUUCCGCUGGACGUAUCUAAGAAAUGGAUAGAACAUUGUGAUCAACUUAGGUCGAUUGGAUGCAUCAAGAUUCCACGACACGCUUUGGCAGCUGCACCGGAGAAAGUCCAAAUUCAUGGUUUCUGCGACGCAUCACAGGUCGCAUAUGGCGCUUGCAUAUACCUUCGAUCAUCAAACGCGGACGGAUCAGUGUUGGUUCGACUUCUCACGGCACGCUCACGUGUAUCUCCAAUAAAAACGGUGAGUCUACCAAGAUUAGAGCUGUGUGGAGCACUGCUCUUGGCAAAUCUCUACGCUAAGAUCAAGGACUGCUUAACAAUAAAAGUCGAGGCUGCGGUGUUCUGGAGCGAUUCCACAGUGGCGCUGGCUUGGAUCAGAGGUGAUCCAUCAAGAUGA
Messenger RNA from Leptopilina boulardi, 1530 nucleotides. RefSeq lists its product as uncharacterized. The record is from RefSeq and is a predicted model, not a curated record. The coding region runs from base 1 to 1530 and encodes 509 amino acids. The transcript has a single exon. Lineage: Eukaryota; Metazoa; Arthropoda; Insecta; Hymenoptera; Figitidae.